Messenger RNA from Cynoglossus semilaevis (tongue sole), 2563 nucleotides. It is a transcript of the gene gcna, whose product is annotated as germ cell nuclear acidic peptidase. The record is from RefSeq and is a predicted model, not a curated record. Lineage: Eukaryota; Metazoa; Chordata; Actinopteri; Pleuronectiformes; Cynoglossidae. Gene Ontology annotation, cellular component: nucleus. The transcript is spliced from 13 exons. The coding region runs from base 147 to 1910 and encodes 587 amino acids.
CCCGCUCUAAUUGGUCAAAUUGCGAGACGACAACUUCCGGUGCGGAUGAGUGGAAAAUUUGAAUUCCCUUCGUCUCCGCCAGGCGUUUUCAAAAUAACCCUCGUCCUCUUAUUUUUUUUCUUCGAAACCAGGGAAGAACAGAAGCUAUGAAUGAUGACAACCGCACGUUAUUUGAUCGAGUUGCUGCGAAAAUGGGCUGGAAAGACCACGGAGGACUGGACCGAGCAGAAAAUAAGCUGAUGAACACAAUUGGUAAAAGUCGUCGGGAUGGAAUUAGUGGACACCGACCCGUGGAUUCAUCAGAGGAUUUGAAGAAACUCCUUUGUCUCUCUGAAAGUGAAGAUGAGGCAGAGAAGGAGAACCUGUGCUCUCAAGGCAGCGGCUACAGAAACAAAGCUUUGACUGAAUCCAGCGAUGAUGACUUUGACCAGUUUCUUGUGGCAAAAGCUACACCGAGAGGGAAACCUGCUGCACAGAAGAGCUGUAGCACUAAAAAGAAGGAAAAUUCACCAGUUGUGGUGAGUUCAGAUGCGGACAGCAGUUUUGAAAAAUUUCUGCAACGUGUGAAAACCCCAAAUGCCAAACCUAAGAAAAUGUCAGAGUGUGGCAGUGAAGACAGCUUAAAACACUUCAUUGUGGAUGACUGCUCUUCAGAUGAUGACUUUGUGGACACAAAAAUAACUGUUAAAGCUCCAAGAAAAGUCACCACUCCAGCUGCUCGACCGCCACAGAGGAAACCACUGUCUCAGUUGGACUGUCCAGUCUUUCUCGGUGACAGUGAUGAUGAUGAUGAUGAUGAUAAUGUUGUGAUCAAGAGCACUUGGAGAAACCGUCACUCCAAGCCUAAAACCUCAGCUAAAAACAGAAGUGGUAAUGCAGUGCAGUCUGAUAAAGAUGAAGACUCGCCAUCGCUGCCCUUUCUUUCUGCCCCGUCGCCAUUUUCUUUCAAAAACCCACCGUCUCCCAAACAGACUUACUCAGCACCUCCUAUACUGGAAAACCUCAGCAGUUCUGAGGACGAAUUCACAUCCUUGCUGGAGAGGUUAAAAAAGAAAAACAAAAUCCCCAGCAACACAUUCUCACCAAAAACUGUCAAAGAGGAAACGCCGCAGCAUGUGAAGACGCCAGUAAAGUCCAACCCACUGAAGCCUACAGUCAGUCAGACAGAGCCCAGACAUGGACCCAGCAGCAGGUUCGUGACGUGUAAAACUCCAGGCUGCUUCUUGGAGUCGCUCUCUCAACCUGGCUCCAGCUACAGCCAAAAAUUUAAGCAGAAUAAGGAAGACCUCACGGCCAAACUCUACCAGCUGUACAACACCACCGUGUUUGACAACAAGCUUCCUUCUGACAUGUCAGUGACCUGGAACAAGAAAAUGCGUAAAACAGCUGGUUACUGCGUCACAGGGCAAGAGCGAGGCGGUGGCAGUCGCUACGCUCGCAUCGAACUGUCAGUGAAAGUCUGCGAUUCUGCAGAUCGUCUCAGGGACACGUUGAUUCACGAGAUGUGUCACGCUGCAACCUGGCUUAUUAAUUCUGUAAGGGACGGACAUGGAAGUUUCUGGAAAUUGUACGCUCGCAAAUCCACAGUGGUGCAUCCAGAGCUGCCCAUGGUCACUCGCUGCCACAGUUACGACAUAAAAUACAAAUUCCAGUAUCAGUGCACUCGCUGCAAGAACACCAUCGGCCGUCAUUCCAAGUCACUGGACACACAGAGGUUCGUCUGUGCCCUCUGCAAAGGCUACUUUGUUUUGAUGACUCCUUCCAAGCCACGUGCUCUCACAGUUUUUGCCAGUUUUGUCAAGGAGAAUUACGGGAAUGUGAAGCAGGAGAUGGCCGGACAGAGCCAUGCGGAGGUGAUGCGUAAACUCAGCGCAGACUUUGCCUCCAAGACUAAACUCAGUCAGAGCUGAGACAGUGUUGGCACAGGGAAUCAGGUCCAUAUUCUGAAGAUACCUCCAUCAACCUGACUGCUGUCAGGUGGCAGCUGUUUGGAUUUGAAUGUGGAAAAUGUGGAAAUUCUGUCUUACUCUAAAUGUUGGAUUGUUAUGUGGCGUUUUGUGAACUUGUUGUUUUGUCAUGUUCGUGUUUUUUUUAAAUAUUUGACCUUUUGAUAUAAAAUAAAAAUAAUAAAUGCAAACUGUGACCAUUUUCUGCAUGGACUCAUUAAAGGUAAACCUUAAGGUUGUUUUUCAACAAUUAUCAUAAGGAAAGUAAAAUGUAAAAUACAUUAAAAAAUAAACUAUAAUCAAUAUUUAUAUUGAAGACAUACUUUUGAGCUAAUAUAAAUCUUGACUUGCAAACAGGAUUGUUUUAAAAAAAAUGUUUUGAAAUGGUGAUUAAGCAAACAAUGAUAACAAUGCUUAAACGGAUUACACUUCCAAAAGAAGUAAAUGCUUCAAUAUAUUUAAUUUGUCUCUCAGAUGUAAAUAUGUUGUAAAUCCUAAUUCACAAUACAAAAUGAUCAAGAAUACAUCAGAGGGGUGCACAACUAAAGGCUAAACGUUAGAAGCAACAGGCACAAAACAACAGGCAGCACUGAGAUGUCGAUCAAUAAGAAAAAAAA